Molecule: messenger RNA, 513 nt
Organism: Fraxinus pennsylvanica
Lineage: Eukaryota; Viridiplantae; Streptophyta; Magnoliopsida; Lamiales; Oleaceae
Source: the annotation of a GenBank genome assembly
AUGGAUAAGAAACGAAACCUGAAGCUCCACGACAAACAUCAAAAGCAUCACCAUGCCCCGGAUGCUUACGAGCUCUAUGAAGCUGAGCACACGGCGCUGUGGCUUAAAGACGCUCAUCCACGUCCAAGUGCUCAUGUGAACUCCAAUCAGUUUGAAGAGAUGAGUCCUAUGGAUGAAAAUAGAAUUGUAGUCCAGAAAAGAAACCAGAAGCUCCAUGACAAGCAUCAUCAGCCCUCGGAUGCUUACGAGGUUUAUGAAGCUGAGCAUAUGUCGCGGUGGCUUAAAGACGCUCAUCCACCUCCAAUUGCUCGUGCGAACUCCAAUCAGUUUGAAGAGAUUCGUCCUAAGGCUGAAAACAGAAUCACAGUGGACUACUGGAGCACGAAUGAGGACUCGACUGAUGGAAAUCGUGUAAACUAUGAUGAGGUCAUUGAUGCUGAGGCAGAAAAGUUCAUCGUAAUGGAGCAUGAGAAGCAUGGCCUAAGAAAAUGGAUGCCUAUGAAGGGGUAUUAA